UUACACCAAUUUCAUUUAGAGGGGGGGGGGGGGGGGUUCCAAACAAACUUUCAACUAGUACAGGAAAAAAGGAGCCAUUUUGGAUCUGGGAAGUAUAAAAUACUUGGCGUGAGCUGCAGUUCUUACAGGUCAACUCUUCUUCUCCACUGCUCGAAAUCUCAGAUAUCAGAGAAGAGAGAGGUAGAGGGGUUUCAUAGAGCAAUGGGGGCAUUGACAACAGCACUGAUAGCAAUAGCAGGUGUUAUUCUUGGUUGGAUCACUAUUGAGAUGGCCUGCAAACCAUGUCUGGAAAAAGGUAGAGAAGCUAUUGAUCAGAAUCUCAAUCCUGACUAUGACCCUGAUGAACAACACAACAUUCGCACCCCUUUAAAUCCAAAUCCACCUCAAGAAUCUGAUUCUUUUAUCCCCAUCAAAAUUGUAUGAUCAUUCCCUAUUUUCUUUCUACUUUGCCUGAUUGCCCCUCUUUGUAAAAAGUUCUAGUUUUGUGUUUGUUUUGUUUUGUGUUUUUGGGUUGACCUUUUUCCCUUGUCGUAAUCUGUGUUGAGGAAAAUGCUUCAUUUUGGUUCUGUUCUUUUUUUUUUUUUUUUUUUUUGUGUGUGUGUACAAUGAUAAGUGGAAAAUGACAGCAGUUUGUUGAGAAAUUUGGCUAUUGGCAUUGAAGUUGUUUGUUCUUCAGGUUGUUGACAUUAUUUAUAGCUAAUGUAAUGUGUUUGGAUGAUA
This is a messenger RNA of Capsicum annuum, 720 nucleotides long. RefSeq lists its product as uncharacterized. The coding region runs from base 202 to 423 and encodes 73 amino acids. Lineage: Eukaryota; Viridiplantae; Streptophyta; Magnoliopsida; Solanales; Solanaceae. The transcript has a single exon. The record is from RefSeq and is a predicted model, not a curated record.